Messenger RNA from Paramisgurnus dabryanus, 5710 nucleotides. It is a transcript of the gene chrna11, whose product is annotated as cholinergic receptor, nicotinic, alpha 11. Lineage: Eukaryota; Metazoa; Chordata; Actinopteri; Cypriniformes; Cobitidae. Gene Ontology annotation, molecular function: acetylcholine-gated monoatomic cation-selective channel activity; transmembrane signaling receptor activity. Gene Ontology annotation, biological process: monoatomic ion transmembrane transport. Gene Ontology annotation, cellular component: postsynaptic membrane. The record is from RefSeq and is a predicted model, not a curated record.
UGCUUGCAUCAAGAAGCUCUUGGUUUUCCGUCCUCUCCUGCUCUCCUCCAGGAUAUAUUCUUCUUCUUCACAUCUGAGCAUAUACCUGUUUUUCCUAUCUCUUGGAAUGUGGCACUCUUUGGCUUUUACUCUGUUUGGGAUCUCUUCUCUGAUCCAAGUGUCACUACAAGGUCCGCACCAGAGGACCCUCUUAAAAAACCUCCUGAAGGACUAUAACCGCAUGGAGAGGCCUGUCGCCAAUGAUUCUCAACCCCUCACUGUUUUUCUCUCAUUGAGCUUGGUCCAGAUAAUGGAUGUGGAUGAGAAGAAUCAGAUAUUGACCUCCAAUAUCUGGCUUAACAUGCAUUGGUAUGAUCACUAUCUACAGUGGAACCAGUCCGAGUAUCCAGGAGUCAAAAACCUUCGCUUCACCACAGAACAAAUAUGGACCCCUGAUAUUCUGCUCUACAACAGUGCAGAUGACAAGUUUGAUUCUACCUUUAAAUCUAAUGUGGUGGUGAACUCCAGUGGCUAUUGCACCUACCUGCCCCCAGGUAUCUUUAUGAGUACAUGUAAUGUGGACGUACGUUGGUUUCCAUUUGACAUCCAGACGUGUAAGCUUAAAUUCGGCUCAUGGACGUUUGAUGGAUGGCUACUGGAUCUCCAAAUGAAUGAGGCUGAUAUCUCUGGCUACAUGCCCAACGGAGAGUGGGACCUCGUGGGUGUGCCGGGCACAAGAAACGAAUUGUACUAUGACUGCUGUAAGGAGCCUUUUCCAGACGUGACCUUUGUGGUGACCAUUCGCAGACGGACCCUCUACUACGCCUUGAACCUACUCGUUCCCUGCGUUCUCCUCUCAUCCAUGACCCUGCUUAUUUUUCUGCUACCUGCCGACUCUGGAGAAAAGAUCUCACUAGGUAUUACUGUGCUACUCUCAUUAACAGUCUUCAUGCUAUUGGUGGCAGAGAUCAUGCCAGCAACCUCCGACUCCAUCCCGCUGAUAGGGCAGUACUUCGCCAGUAUAAUGAUCAUUGUUGGAAUGUCAGUUAUUGCAACGGUGGUUGUGCUGCAGUAUCACCAUCAUGACCCCAACGGAGGAAAUAUGCCCAAAUGGGUUCAGCUAGUCUUGUUACAGUGGGUGGCCUGGUUUUUGCGUAUGAAGCGUCCUGGUGAAAGUGAAGACCCUGAGCGUCCUCCCUGUACCCCCCACUUACGCCGUUGUUCUUCUGGAUCCCAGAGCGGCAGCCUUCCGAAUGCUCCUGGUUCCACUUCUGCUGACCUGCACCACCACCAUCACCACACAUCUUCCACGCUGCAUCCGCUUCAUCCCCAAAGCCUCCUGCAGGCCGCGGCCAUGGCCGGACACACCCACCAUCUCCACAACCAGACCAACAGUGCCAACAAUAACGGCAACCUCCUCUACAUUGGCUUCUCAAGUCUGGAUGAAGCCUCGCCGCCACCCCUGCUUGCUGAGUCCGUGCAAAGAAACAGCGUGUCCGGUGGCCCACGUCCCGUAGUUACAUCGCCUCCAGCGGUAGGCUCCAGCCCGCCACCUCACCUGCCCUCUCAGUUCUGCAGCCCUCCACCCCCUCCCACGCCCAAUCUGGAGGCCACGGGAUGCCCGAGCACUGUGUCUGGUGGUGGGGGUGCAUGCUCUUGUUCAGGGACCAGUGGCGGAGGAGACCCACAGCUUCAGGCAAUUUUAGAAGAGGUGCGGUUUGUUGCCGAUAGGUUUCGCGGACAGGACGAAAGCGAAAUCAUGACCGAACAAUGGAAGUUUGCCGCAGCGGUAAUCGAUCGACUUUGUCUGGUGGCGUUCAGCGUUUUCAACAUCAUCUGCACCAUCUCCAUUCUCAUGUCAGCACCAAAUUUUGUGGAGGCCGUUUCUAAGGAUUUCAUCUGAUUACUUGGUGAAUUCUGAAGAGAACAGAUACUGGAGUUUGAUCGUAAACGGGAAAUAUUUGCCUCCCCAUAACAGCGAAAUAACGUUUUCCAAAACUUAAACUUUUGGAAUAAUCCAAGUGACCCUAACAUCUGGGAAAUGAAAGCUUUUGAUUGGCUGGCGCCCUUGUACUCUGGAAAUGUGGACAUCUCAAAAAACUUGCUGAACUAUGAAGUGUGCUGAAAGCUAAAGACCACAAAGUGUUUGCAAAUGAAGAAGGGAACAAUUCACUGUGGGGUAAGGUUUUCUAAACUCAAGAUUUGAAUUACAAACAAAACAUGUAGAUUGAUAAUGACAAUGACUCUGAGCUGUGUCAACCUGAUGUGACACGCUACAGGUACUGUAUUGGUAGCCAGCUUUAACAUUUUAAAUUAGUGCAGCGCAAAGCCACUUGAUGUCAAAAUAUAUUUUGGUAAAGUUCAUCAAUGGGUAGAUGAGGUUGACUAAAGUGAACACGGAAGUUGAAGAACAAAAGAGACAGGGAGAGAUAUCGGAAGCAGUGGACUGACGUGAAGGGCUGGCAUUGAUUUGUUGGAAGGACAGGCAGAACACACAGUUGGAGAACUGCAUUUGUACCUGCAGCAGGGUUUAAGUGGUUUUGAUAAUGGAGAGAUAGUGACAGAUGCAAUAUAACUGACAUGGGCAGAGAUACAGAAUGAUGGAUGGAUUAGGACAUGAAAUCAAAGGAAAAACAAUAGGAAUGACAGACAAAAUAAGACAACGUAUUAGACAAAAUGAGGCCGGCUCAGUGCAAAAUGAAAGAAGAAUGGACUGAAAAACUUUUUUAGACAACCGGAUAAGAAAAUAAAAGAAUGAUAAGGGAAUUAUAGAAGGAUGGAUAGAGACAUACAGAUCAGGCAGUUGGGGGUAAGUGAGACUCAGCAACAUUUCCUGUCAGGAGCAAGAAUAGCUUCACUGUUGGAAAGAUAUAGCGCAUCUGAUCCCCCCAGCCCCCACCCCAAAAAAAGUGAAACCAUCACGGCAUCAGUCACUCAAAAGGCAAGACGACAAGAACACAAGGCAGAUAGGAAGUAAGAGAGAGCGUAAGAACAAAGAGCAAUAAUCCUCAUAGAUGUAAUGGGAAAAGGCACAAAGACAGUAGAGAUAUGGAUAAAAUCUGUCUCCAUGUGAAAUAAGUGAGAUGUUUCUAAAAAAAAAGAGAUGAGGAAGUGAACAAUGGUAUAAUCACAGCCAAAUUUCAAACCAUGGAGUUUCUCUUUCUCUCUGUCUCUCUCGUUCUCAAAAAUAAAUAUAAAGGAGAGUGUUACUAUCUGUGUUCACCUUGCCUUUGAGUAAAAUCAGUAAAUGUUAAACACCUCAAAAUUCAGUUUUCUUCGCUGGAAGUUGAGGUGGGACAAAUUGAAGAGCUUGUCCACUUUUUUAAAAAUAGCCAAUAUCCUUUAGUUUACAUUACAGCCAUGAAUAUGACUUGAGACUUGCUAUUGUCAAAAGUAGGUGUGUUAAUGGGAAGGGACAUCUUAUACAUUUACAUGUAUGCAUUUGGCUUUUAUCCAAAGCAUCUUACAGUGCAAGGUAUACUUGUUUUUAUCUGUGUGUGUAUGUGUGUGUGUGUUCCCUAGAAAUCGAACCAAUGACAUUUUGCGAUGCUAACACAAUGCUUUACCAGUUGAGCUACAGAAACACAUUUAAAAAAAUUCUAAGGGGUUGUGCAAACCAAAACUUUUAAACGCGUCUGAAAACGCCUGGACAACGCCGAAUGCCAGCUGUUUUUUAGCUGAGUGCCAGCUUUCUUCAGCUAAGCACUUUGGUAGCUCUGAUACGUCAGCUGUGAGACGGUUGGUUGCUGUGAUAGGGGCUAAUCACACCAACAGCGCUUUAAACGCUUGGAAACGCAAGGCGCGACGCACUGCCUUUUUUAAAAAAGAGCAGUGCAACGCGGCUUUAUAUAUUGCUAGGCAACCACCGAGUCAGCUGUCUUGUCAAUCAAAUAUUGAAGCGUGAGUGCUCUUUUGCUGUUAACUGUCAUAUUAGCAGAAACUUUAAAAAGAGGACGCUUGCUCUGACCUUGUUUGAGGGUGAGAUGUGCACAAACACGCAGGAGAGAGUGAGCGAGUGUAGUCCGGUUCUUCAAAGCAACUGUAAACGUCCCUCACCACAACGUAAGGCCCGCCUUUCCCCUCAUUCGAUUGGACAUUGGAAAGACGCGAAUGACGUCGGGCGCUUCUCCGCUCUCAGCGCUGCCUUGCGGCAAAAACCGCAAGGCGCUCGGCGCGCAUAAACAGCGCGCAAACGCUCCCUGUCCAUAGAAUAUCAUUCAAAAAAGGCGCCUGCAACUGCCAUAAAUGCUUUUGGUGUGAUUGGCCCCAUACUUGGCCGUGUGAGAGCUGACAUUGACGAGCGGAGCUUUUUACCCAAAGUUGAAUACUUUUCAACUCUUGGCGCUCAGUGCUGAGCGCGGAAAAACCAUUGGGCACCGGUUUUCAGCACGUAAGAAAACCGCUAGCUGAUGGCUGAUUUGAAAAACGACGACCUUCUUUUGGAAACAAUUGAAAACAUGCGCCGGCCACAGGCGUAAAAGUUUUGGUGUGCACGCCCCCUAAUGUAGUUAAAGAGUGCACUAAAAUAUAGAUGAACUCUGACUGUGUUUACCUGCACCCUCAUAAUGUGAUUAUAAUGAGAUUAAGGCAUUAUUGCGAUAUUAUUUACACAACACUUUUAUUAAAAUGUGAUUAUAAUUGCAGUAAAAUAUGUGGUGCAUGCCAAUUUCAAUAACACUUCAAUUGCAUUUAUUCAACUCUGAAGUGUGCAUAUGCUUAUGACAUAUACGGAUGUUGUGCAUUCGUACACGUGGCAUCAAAGAAGGCAUCACAUUUUUGGGGUGUUCAAGUUCACGACAUGAACUUAAAAUGCAAUAUAUUGAUGGUCGAAAACAUUGAAAUAUAGACAUUUUAGGUGUGUCACCAAGCGCAUAGAUGUGGAACUAGUGGCUGUAACCAUGCCACACUUCCACAUAUAAUGUAAUAAUACAAAUAUUUAGGUCAUACACUGUAGUGAUUGAAUGAUCAGAAGAAUUAACACGAGUUAAGAUUAACACAAGUAAAGAAGUUUACUCAUGCCAUAUAAACAUCUAAUGGAGAUUAAGUCUUUACUCCGAUUACUGGAAAUAAUCACAUUAUUGGUGCACAUGUAAACGUAAUGAAUGUUAACAGACAUGGACUAUUAGCCACCGACUGCUAAGAGACAUGGACUGUUGGCCACAAAUGCCAAUAUUUAUUUAGUGCCAUUACUAGUUUGUCACUUUUGGAUGAACAGUUUUUCAACCAAUUAAAGACAAUUUUGUUCGAUGUGGCCAAAAUUUGCAUCACCUUUACGAUGCCAAUAUCUAAAAGGUCAUUUAAUAGUUUGAGUGGCUAGAAGUUGAUUUUAAAGUGGUUAUUGUGUUGUUGAACUGGGGUCCUGUUGUGUAACAAAAGGCGGUGAUUUAAUAGACCUGGCAAUUUAAAGAAAUACAGAUUUUUCUUCAGAGUAAUGACCACUUAUGCUAAAGUAUGUUAAUGUUUGACACUAAAUGUACUGUAUACACUGUAAAUCUUUAGGAUAAACCACAUAGGAAAUUCAUGGGAAGAUGUAUUUGGCAAUAGCAUAUGCUCCAGUAUAAAUUGUGGAAAUGAAUCCUAAUAAUGCAGUCUGGUGGUAUUGCCAAAGACUGCUGUUGACCGUCAUUCUCUUUAAAAACGUCAGAAAUCUCAUUUUAAUGGGGGACCAAAUUUCUCUCUGUCUCAUUCACUCUCUCUCCCUCUUUUGCGCUCUGACUCAGACACAAAUCAU